Colletotrichum acutatum is the source of this 2225-nucleotide messenger RNA. RefSeq names its product methionine permease. NCBI's taxonomy places the organism in Eukaryota, Fungi, Ascomycota, Sordariomycetes, Glomerellales, Glomerellaceae. The transcript has 2 exons. The record is from RefSeq and is a predicted model, not a curated record. The coding region runs from base 407 to 1933 and encodes 508 amino acids. Gene Ontology annotation, biological process: amino acid transmembrane transport. Gene Ontology annotation, molecular function: L-amino acid transmembrane transporter activity. Gene Ontology annotation, cellular component: membrane.
AACAGGACGGGCAUUUGGUGAGGCCUGUGACCAAAAUUCACGUUUUGAAACACAAUUACGCCAUGAGAGACACACCUCACAAGACAAAAUGUACCCGCAUUCUUAUCAAGCAUCAAUAUCCGUGGACACGCGCCCGAGGCUGAUGAUACCUUCCAGGCCCCCUGUUAAACGCGUAUCUUUCCCGCGAAGCCGGACAGCCGAACCAUGUCAACAGGAUAUGUCGCUAUUGCUUGACUUCAUUGGUGAACAACGUUAUCUUGAUACUCAUUAUAUAUCCAAGUGAAGUUCCACGAAGACUGUCAACUUGGCUCCGUUACAUUUGGUUUGCGCGCCCCCACUGUCUAGUUCAGUAACAACCCAACUAGCACUCUUAUAUUGUCUCAAUCCAGCGACACCCCUCAACGAUAUGAGUAGCCACGACGACCCAGAGUUGCAGUCGCUGAUCCCAUUUACGCCGCAACACUUGUCGUCUACUGAAAGCUCAGAUACCAAGCAGCUCGUAACCGGAACUGAUGAGCCGAAUGAAGCAGAUUUUGUGACUGGGCCGACGUAUCCAUCACGCUCAAUUGAAGACGAUGUGCUUCCAGAGACAUCGACACUCGGCCGCACGUUGACGUGGCAAAGCGCCUACAUUCUUGUCAUCUCAAGAGUGAUAGGCAGCGGUAUCUUUGCUACUCCGGGCGCAAUCCUGCGCUCGGUUGGGAGCCCCGGUCUGUCACUCUCGCUUUGGAUUGUUGGCGCAAUAAUUGCUGCAUGCGGAUUGAUGAUCUCCUUAGAGUUUGGCUCGAUGCUGCCACGGUCUGGGGGAGACAAAGUAUACCUAGAAUUCACAUAUCGUCGACCUCGAUUCCUAGCAUCGACGCUUAUCGCCAUCCAAGCCGUUCUUCUGGGAUUUACAGCGAGCAAUUGCAUAGUUUUUAGCGAAUAUCUGUUAUUUGCACUGGGCGGCGACAACCCCAGUGAUCUCCUUCGAAAAGGUAUUGCAGUUGGACUCCUCACAUUCGUUACCCUAAUCCAUGGUUGUUUCCCACGCUUCGGUAUCAGGCUGCAAAACUUUCUAGGUUGGAUCAAGGUUGCCUUGAUUGUCUUCAUGAUAUUCUCAGGUCUCUACGUUGUCUUGUUCCGACCAACGGAAGAAUCUGCCCAGAAAACUACUGGAGUGCUCGGAUGGAGAGACCUGUGGGAAAACACCAGUUGGAAUUGGGGUGUAAUUGCUACAUCCCUUUUCAAAGUCUUCUAUUCAUACGCAGGGCUUGACAACGCCAACUACGUCCUAAAUGAGGUCAAAGACCCAGUUCGGACCUUGCGAUCUGUGACGAUGUCGGCAUUGAUCACCGCGUGCGGACUUUACGCACUUAUCAAUAUAGCAUACUUUCUUGUCAUUCCCAUCGAUGAGAUAAAGCAGAGCGGCGAGCUGAUAGCGGCCCUUUUCUUUGAACGAAUCUUUGGUGAGAGAGUUGGCAAAACUAUUCUUCCUCUGGCAGUUGCUCUGAGUGCAGGAGCUAAUGUUCUCGUCGUUGCCUUUUCUGCGGCGCGUACAAAACAAGAGAUUGCCCGACAAGGCUUUCUCCCGUUUUCGGACAUUCUGUCAUCCACAAAACCCUUCAACUCCCCUCUAGGCGGGCUCUUUGUUCACUACAUUCCAUCAUUUCUAGUCAUUGCGUUGCCGCCAUCCAGGGACGUUUAUUCGUUUAUCCUAGAGGUUGAGGGCUAUCCAGGGCAAAUUCUAGCGUUGGCAGUUGGAGUAGGGCUUUUGUGGCUACGUGUCAGACGUCCCGAUAUUAAACGUCCAUUCAAGGCAUUUAUUCCGGCUGUGAUCUUACGAAUCGGCCUAAGCAUAGCCCUACUUGCAGCGCCUUUUUUCCCGCCAGAUAUAAAGCCGCCAAACGGAUUGUUUUACGCCACGUAUGCAAUUAUUGGUGUGAGCAUGUAAGUGAGACUUCCGACCAGACCGUAGAUCUUUGUGGACUGAUGCUGCAGUCCACCAGCCUGACAGCUGGAGUGAUAUAUUGGUACGUCUGGACAGUCAUUCUGCCACGUUGGGGAGGUUAUAAGAUUGAGGAAAAGGAAGAGAUCCUGAGUGAUGGAACAACCAUUACAAGACUUGUCCAUACAAACAUUUAGAAGCCGAUCGAGUACCACACAUUUGUAACAUGCAGCUUUUCGGUUCUCUUCCAGUGGCAUCCUCUUUUUAUUUAUAGCGUAAAUCUCUAAAAUUCAGGCCC